Ostertagia ostertagi is the source of this 417-nucleotide messenger RNA. Lineage: Eukaryota; Metazoa; Nematoda; Chromadorea; Rhabditida; Trichostrongylidae. The record is from the annotation of a GenBank genome assembly.
AUGAUGUACGAUGAUGUUGCUUAUGAUCCCAAGAAUCCGAAGCCAGGUGAGCUGCAUAACUCUCCAGACGGCCCAGACUAUAGGAAGGGAAUGAAGGUUGACUACAGGACCACAUCGGUGAACAAAAUUGUUUUUCAAGCGGUUCUCAGCGGUGACAGUGUGGUUGCGGGGAAGUAUCCGGGAACACAAAAGAAGACAACGUCUUCAUCUUCUUACACAGACCACGGCGCGUACAAUGUUCUGGGAAUGCCGAGUGGAUCUCCGAUGAUGCGCUCAGAUUUGGCAAGCUACAUUCAACAUGCUCGAAGUGCCGGGAAAUUCCACAAACUUUCUAUAUACAUAGAGGCGUGUGAAAGCGGCUCCAUGCUGAUGGGCAUGGAACACGACAAUUUUGGAAUAAAAGAUAAAACGCCCUGA